Molecule: messenger RNA, 399 nt
Organism: Gloeophyllum trabeum ATCC 11539
Lineage: Eukaryota; Fungi; Basidiomycota; Agaricomycetes; Gloeophyllales; Gloeophyllaceae
Exons: 2
Source: RefSeq, a predicted model, not a curated record
GAAAUGGUGGGGCUUCUCAUCGAGACCUUUGCCAUGUCGCGUGCAUCGUCUAUGCCUCCUUCCUCACUAUACAAAUCAGCCGUGCAGUGCCGUCCCGCGCUCAAGUCGCAGCGAAGCAAGGAUGAAUGGAUAGCUGUGAUCGAGACAGUUCUCGCUGAAGGCAGAGAGAGAUGCGGCGUGUUUGAACGCGUUGAGUCCAGUUACAAGGGCAAUUCAGAUCGUCCGCUCGAGGCUCAGUGGUUCUACGUCCCGGAGCGAGACGAAGACCAAGAGAGAGCAGAGCUCAUUCGGAGUAUGAUGCCUCGUCUGGAGAAGCGGAAGGAAACAAGAAAGUACAAGCAGUAUUACUGGCAACCAUUGGACAAGAUGUCCAAAUGGGACCCUGAAGACGAGAUGUGA